CAUUGGCUGGGAAAGACACAUGCAUGAAAAGCACACAGCAGCCAGCAACAGAUAGCUCAGUGAAGUGAUCGGGUGUAGAUCAGCGCACGAUUAGCUUCCAACAAAGGGACGGCUUUAUUUUGGCUCUGGAAGGUAGGAAGUUAACGAGCAAAAAUGUCUUUGCUUGACCUGGAAGAGACUGCAACCCACACGGGUCCAAAGGGAGUCAUCAACGACUGGAGGAGGUUUAAGUUGGAAAGUAUGGACCAGGAAAACCUACCUCCAGCAAAAAGGGAACUGCUGAGACAGAUGUCCUCCCCACAAAAGCCCAAAGACGACUCCAAAGCCAACCUGAACCGCAAGAUGAGUGUCCAAGAGUAUGAGCUGCUGAAGGAGGAGGAUGAAGGGUGUCUUAAGCAGUACAGAAGGCGCUGCAUGCAGGAGAUGCACGACAAACUCAGCAUCGGGCCCAAGUUUGGAGGCGUGCACGACCUGGACAGCGGAGAGACCUUCCUGGAGAUCAUCGAGAAGGAACAUCACAGCACGGUGGUGAUCGUCCUCAUUUACAAGAACGGGGUCAAAGGUUGCGAGCAGCUCAACACCUGCCUGGACUGCCUGGCCACUGAGUACCCCAGCGUUAAGUUCUGCAGGAUCGACGCCGUCACGUCCGGGGCGGCUGAACGAUUCUCAGAUGAAGUUUUGCCAACGCUGCUGGUUUACAAAGCUGGAGAACUAAUCGGAAACUUCCUGGCCUGCACGCAAAAUUUAACUGAGGAAUUCUUUGCCACUGAUGUGGAGGCCUUCCUCAACAGUUACGGUCUGCUGCCGGAGAAAGAGCUGCCGGGGGUGGAGGACGAAGAAGAAAACGAUGUAGAGUAAACUGUCGUCGGUAGAGAUCUACAAAGACAAUUCUUCUGAGCUAUGACAAAUAGAAAACAUGAACACCUUCAGUAGCUCAUAGUGUUUCAGGACUGUUUUCCAUCCAGCUGGUAAAGAAACCUCAGUGUUGCAGAUAUCGGUGCUUGUAAAUAUGGGAUAGGUUACAGUAAAGUGAGGAUGUAUGUUUUUAUUUAUGACCAGAAUAACACAAAAGUUCUACCCACUAUUCACACAAAAGCCAAACAAAUUCAACAUAUCCUGUUAAAUGUUUUACCUUGUAAUUUUAGAACACAAAUGACAUGAUAUAUGUACUUGUAAAAAACUGUAAAAUGUAAAAAUCAUGCACACGGUUGAUUCAUAAACCCAGGGUCCGUACUGAGUUACAUCCUGCGUGUGAUGCAACAUUAAAACAUGUAUAUACUUGA
Molecule: messenger RNA, 1283 nt
Organism: Sphaeramia orbicularis (orbiculate cardinalfish)
Lineage: Eukaryota; Metazoa; Chordata; Actinopteri; Kurtiformes; Apogonidae
Gene: pdcb
Product: phosducin b
Exons: 4
Coding region: 154-858 (234 amino acids)
Biological process (GO): regulation of G protein-coupled receptor signaling pathway
Cellular component (GO): photoreceptor outer segment
Source: RefSeq, a predicted model, not a curated record